This is a messenger RNA of Solanum stenotomum, 676 nucleotides long. Its product is annotated as DNA-directed RNA polymerases II and V subunit 6B-like. The coding region runs from base 109 to 543 and encodes 144 amino acids. Gene Ontology annotation, biological process: DNA-templated transcription. Gene Ontology annotation, molecular function: DNA-directed RNA polymerase activity; DNA binding. Lineage: Eukaryota; Viridiplantae; Streptophyta; Magnoliopsida; Solanales; Solanaceae. The transcript is spliced from 6 exons. Gene Ontology annotation, cellular component: RNA polymerase II, core complex; nucleus; RNA polymerase I complex. The record is from RefSeq and is a predicted model, not a curated record.
UAUUAAAGGCGCAGAAAGGGCAAAAUAUUUUCAGUUCUAUUUGGUUUCAAAGCUGCGUUUUCUCCGUAUUACACAAAUUGAAAAGAGAGCUUUGACGCCGACGCAACAAUGGCGGACGAUGAUUAUGAUAUGGACGGAGGAUACGUGGACGAGCCAAUGGAUCCUGAACCUGAUGAAGGAGCAGAGAUUGAAGAAGAUAAUGGCAACAAUGAGGACAUACCAGAUCCCCUGAUGGGUGAAGGUGAGGAAAAACCAGAGCAGCAAGAGCCUGUGGAACGACCUCGUAAGACAUCAAAGUUUAUGACAAAAUAUGAACGUGCAAGAAUCCUGGGCACUCGUGCACUCCAGAUCAGUAUGAAUGCACCUGUGAUGGUUGAGUUGGAAGGAGAAACUGACCCACUUGAGAUUGCAAUGAAAGAGCUCCGAGAGAGGAAGAUACCAUUCACAAUUCGCCGUUACUUGCCUGAUGGAAGUUAUGAAGAUUGGGGAGUCGAUGAAUUGAUUGUUGAGGAUUCAUGGAAGAGACAAGUCGGAGGAACUUGACAGCUGAAGUGCCUCUUUGCUUGUUGCUGCAGACUUAUUAGGAAUGUUAUCUGUCGUUUCUGGUUGUCGUACUCUGCUGAAUUGUUGCUGACUUAAUAUUACCAAUGCUAUGAAUAUAUUUUGGAAAACUCAA